Molecule: messenger RNA, 1254 nt
Organism: Lactuca sativa (garden lettuce)
Lineage: Eukaryota; Viridiplantae; Streptophyta; Magnoliopsida; Asterales; Asteraceae
Product: phenylacetaldehyde reductase
Molecular function (GO): oxidoreductase activity, acting on the CH-OH group of donors, NAD or NADP as acceptor
Source: RefSeq, a predicted model, not a curated record
AUUCGAUUCCAAUUCCAACAACAAACAUUCCACCACCAACAGAACUUGCUCUACCACUGAUACUAUCCGUCUACCGGAGAAAAUGAGCGGUGCCGGAAAGACGGUGUGCGUUACCGGAGCAUCUGGAUACAUAGCUUCAUGGCUCGUCAAGCUCUUACUUCACCGUGGUUACACUGUCAAAGCAUCUGUUCGCGAUCCCAACAACCCUAAGAAAGUAGACCACUUGCUUAAACUUGAAGGAGCAAAGGAAAGGCUUCAUUUGUUCAAAGCAAACCUACUUGAAGAAGGCUCUUUUGAUGCUGCAGUUGUUGGCUGUGAAGGUGUUUUCCAUACAGCAUCUCCCUUUUUCCAUGCAGUCACUGAUCCACAGGCAGAAUUAAUUGAUCCUGCAGUGAAAGGAACACUGAAUGUGCUUAAUUCAUGUUCAAAAGCUUCAUCAGUUAAAAGAGUUGUAGUGACAUCAUCAAUUGCUGCAGUUGCUUACAAUGGUAAACCAAGGACUCCUGAAGUUGUAGUUGAUGAAACCUGGUUCUCUAAUCCAGAUUUUUGCAAAGAAAUGAAGAUGUGGUAUGUGGUGUCCAAAACAUUGGCUGAAGAAGUUGCAUGGAAAUUUGCAAAAGAAAAAGGAUUGGAUAUUGUCACCAUAAAUCCAGCUAUGGUGAUUGGUCCUUUAUUACAGCCUACUCUUAACACUAGUGCUGAAGUUAUUGCAAACCUAUUCAAUGCACAAACAUAUGGAAAUUCAACCUUUGGUUGGGUUAAUGUUAAGGAUGUUGCAAAUGCACAUAUUCAAGCUUUUGAAAUCCCUUCAGCAAGUGGAAGAUAUUGUUUGGUGGAAAAAGUUGCUCAUUUUUCAGAAAUAGUCCAAAUAUUACGCAAACAUUACCCUGAAUCUCAACUUCCACAAAAGUGUGCGGAUGACAAGCCUUUUGUUCCCACAUACCAAGUGUCAAAGGAAAAGGCAAAGAGUUUGGGUAUUGACUAUAUUACCCUUGAAGAAAGCCUCAAGGAGACUGUGGAAAGCUUGAAGGAGAAGGGCUUUAUUGGGACUUCAUCAAACAUGUGAAAUCAUUCUCUUGCAACUUGUCAUGGAGAUUGAGUAAUAAUAAAAAGAUGUUUUAAGUGAAUUUACAUCUGGUAUUGAAACCAGAAUGGAGUUAUGUAUUAUGAAUGAAAUGUAUUGGAGCUUAUUUCGUCCUUUGUUUCUAGACAUCAUAUUUCUUGCUAGUAAUUUAAAUUAUUAUAUAUUUAUUA